This is a messenger RNA of Pecten maximus, 2332 nucleotides long. RefSeq names its product LHFPL tetraspan subfamily member 2 protein-like. Bases 583 to 1278 code for a protein of 231 amino acids. Gene Ontology annotation, cellular component: membrane. The transcript is spliced from 4 exons. Lineage: Eukaryota; Metazoa; Mollusca; Bivalvia; Pectinida; Pectinidae. The record is from RefSeq and is a predicted model, not a curated record.
UAACAGACCACAGUCAGUGAAUGGCCUUUGAUUUGAAUCUGGUUUAUUACUCUGUUGUUAGAAGCAGGACAAAAUUAUUGGAAAAUUUGGAUUUUCAUCCAGACUGGGACAAGUUUUAACUGACAUUGAAGAGAGUUCGCUAUUGAACAUGUUUUGGAUUGGAUAGCAGAAUGACUCAUCAGGGCUGAUGGCUUUCAUGUACCAGGUUGGCAGAAUAGAAAGUCUGGAUAAUGGAACACAUCCUAAAAUGAAUGGACUGAAUUGAUCUUCAUGGUUGUUGAAAGCAUUUAAAUGUCACAAGCUAUUCAAAUCAUUAUGUUUGGAGUGUGUUCAGAGUUUAGAUUAGAAAUCUAGUAUCUACCAAGGAAUAAGACGCCUCGUUGCUUUAUAUACAGAAGAUGCUGUUAGAAGAUUUUUGCGUCACGAUUUUCUGGGAUUAAAUUCUACGAAGUGAUUUCACGUUUGAAUCUGGACAUCUAAAUCAUAUACAGCACAUGUGGACACAAUUAUAGAUUUUUUUUUUGUCGUAGUAAUUUUUUUUUUUAUAUUUAUAUAAAUUAUUGUGAUUACGAAAACAUAAAGAUGUGUUACGUGAUCAUCACAUGCCGUUCGAUGGGAUGGACUUUACUGUCCAUCGCCGUUGCGUUAAUCAUCGUCACAUCAGUUGUCUCCCCUUACUGGCUGAUCGGAAUACCAACAAGUUACGGACUUGAAUCACAAAAUGAGAGCGCUCAACGGACUAGAGAAGAAUUCAUUCCAACGGUUGGAAUAUUUAAUCGGUGUCGAAAGUUACAGAGAGGAUUAAGUCUAAUGAAGCGUGAAAAUUGUGCGACAUUCGUGACAGGAUACACGGAUCCGGAUGACGAUUUCCCACAUGCUUGGAAGGCAGCUCUAGUGUUCUUCGCCUUGGCAGGAUUACUGCUAAGUUUUUCCAUGAUCCUGGCUGUGUUGAGUUUGUUUGUGAGAUCAUUCUUCGGAAAAAGUAUAUUCACCAUAGCCGGCCUUGUACAGAGUAUAGCAGGUUUACUAAGUGUCCUUGGACUGGUGGUUUAUCCAGCAGGUUGGGGAUCAGACAGGAUAAACAGACUCUGUGGAGAAUAUGCCAAUCCAUACAUCAUUGACCGAUGUGAGCUAGGAUGGUCGUUUUAUUUGUGUGUCGUCGGAACAGUCCUUGUGUUUCUCUGCUCCAUUCUUUCCAUCCAAGCGGAUCAUUCCACUACAAGCAGAAAAGUUGAAGAAGAAGUGCUGGAAGGAAAAAAUCUCAUAUGUGUCAUAUAAAAUCCUUAAAAAACCCCGAAAAACUGUAUGUGUCAUAGCUUGUAAAGAUUUAACGUAAAUAUAGCUAUAUAGAUAAAAUUAGUACGUAUUCGUGUGUGUGUUUUUUUAAUGUUAUACAUUUUUCAUCAAUUUCAUACAUUUUUGUGUUGUAUAUUUUUCAAUUAUUUAGAGCAAGUUAAGAAUGAUUGUUGGGACACCUGUACUGUCCAUACCAUUGUUUUUGUUGGUAUCUCUUGUAAUGUAUCUUUAUAUGGCAAUAAAAUAGUGUGGUCUUCUUAACGAGAUAAUGAUUUUAACUUAGGGUUGUGCUCAGACUGGAAAGACUUCAAAAAUGUUGGUGUCUUAAGCAGAUAGUAUUUACUCUAAACCUGGGUGAAAUCUCGAGCUGGAUAGACUUUACACUAUAAAAUGUUAGUGUCUUAAGCAGAUAGUAUAUACUCUAAAACUGGGUGAUGUCUCCAGCUGGAUAGACUUUACACUAUAAAAUGUUAGUGUCUUGAACAGAUAGUAUAUACUCUAAAACUGGGUGAUGUCUCCAGCUGGAUAGACUUUACACUAUAAAAUGUUGGUGUCUUGAACAGAUAGUGUUUACUCUAAAUUUUGAUAGCCUGUACUAUAUAUAUAUAAGGUUGGUGUUUCUAGCUAAAUAGUAGUUACUAUAGAUUUGAGUUGUGUCAUGAGCUAUAUUAAGGUUGGUGACUUGAGCUUGAUAGAUUUUGCUAAUUGUAUAUCAUGCUAAAGAGAAUUCAUUAUAAAUGAAGGUUGUGUCACCUGCUAUAUAGUGGAUAAAAUUUACUAUAAAUCUAUAAAUGUGGUGUAUCGAGCUGUACUGAUUUCUAUCCCAAAAUUUAGUACAUAGCUUUCUAUUUUAGGCAAAGGGAGAUAACUCUCAUAGCUUCUUGUCACAGAUUAUCUGCUCCAUUAUAAUUUUUCCAAUAUUUUUCUUGGUUUAUUUUUGUUUUUAGUGGGUGUUUACCACUAAUUCUAUAUUUUGUCAUAACAAAUAAACUCCUAAACUGACCAAUCACUGACAUGUUUUUGUGCUAUAUAUUUU